CCGGACCCGACCCGUCUCCUCCCUGCGGCGGGAGCUGCUCGCGAACCGGCGCGGCUGACACGUUCAGGUGCAGAAUCGCUCUGGAUUCUCAGAGAGCCUCAUGGUGACUCCUCCCGCCCGCGCAUUUCCCCAGGUAGGGAGAUGCCUGGGCGUUGGAAGCUCUUUGCAGCAUGCUAAGGAGACGUAACCUUCUGACCACACUCCUGAUCGUCUUGCCAUGGGCUCUUCUUCUAACCUUGUGGCAUCAGUACCCAGCCACCCGCUACCUCAUCCUGCUGAGAAAAGAGACAGAUGAAAAUGCAACAGCUAAAGCUCACUUCAAUAGCACAUCCCCGUUGAGGGAAGAAGGGCUCCCAUCAUGCAGCUGGCAACAAGCCUCGGGGAUGGCUCAAAAAGUCAUCCAGAACUAUGUGUAUUCCCGGCCUCCCCCCUGGUCGGACACUCUCCCGACAAUCUUUGUAAUCACGCCCACCUACACCCGACCAGUGCAGAAGGCUGAGCUGACCCGGCUAGCCAACACCUUCCUACAUGUGCAGAACCUGCACUGGGUGGUGGUGGAGGACUCACCCCGGAGGACCAACCUGGUAUCCAACCUGCUGGAGAAGGCAGGGCUCAAUUUCACCCACCUGAAUGUGGAGACCCCACAGAGUCUGAAGAUUAGCGGAUCCUGGAUCCCAUCCCACAAGCCAAGGGGGACACUGCAGAGGAACCUGGGGCUGCACUGGCUAAGAGACAGCUUCAACAUCACGCAGCCACCAGAAGGGGUGGUGUACUUUGCUGAUGAUGAUAAUACCUACAGCCUGGAGCUCUUUGAGGAGAUGCGCUAUACGAGGAGGGUAUCCGUAUGGCCAGUGGCCUUCGUUGGGGGUCUGAGGUACGAGUCUCCCAUAGUGAGCCCAGCGGGGAAAGUGGUGGGCUGGAAGGUGGUUUUUGACCGUAACCGGCCCUUUGCUAUUGACAUGGCUGGAUUUGCAGUCAGCAUCAGACUGAUCUUGGAGAGGCCUCAAGCCACUUUCAAGCUGGAGGGAGUUAAAGGAGGCUACCAAGAAAGCAGCUUGCUGAAGGAUUUGGUGACUAUGGAUGGACUGGAGCCCAAAGCAGCCAACUGCACAAAGAUUUUGGUCUGGCAUACCAGGACCGAGAGGCCAAUGCUAGGUAAUGAAGGCAAACAUGGAUUUUCAGACCCAAGAAUGGAGGUGUAAAUGGAGAGACAGCCCCAGGCUGGGUACAGGGGAGAGUUUAUUCCCGAAAUGUGUCAACAGCAGCCUCCCACCUCACCAGCUCUGCUCAGCACUUUGUUGAAACCUUGGAGGAGUGCCCAGGUUGUGGCCAUGUCUACCAACACCCCCACUGCCCCAAAGUCAGUAAAAACCAGGGUCAGAGCUCAUGUGGUGCCCCAUGACCAUACAGAAUUUCACCUUUGACUUUAUGCACUGGCCACCAAUCCCUGGCUCCCUGCGAGAGCUCUCCUGGGUCCUGUGUUUUCAACCACUUGUUGGAAGACGACUUCAUUAGAAACAAUCUAAAAGCCCUGCUGUGCCAACUCUGGGCUGAAGCAACAGCAUGCAGGCUGUCCAGUGGACAGAACGCUCAGUGUGCAUUCUGGGUCCCCCAGCGAGGACAUGAAAUUUGAGCUUCUGCAAGGCUGAUGGAGGAGGGAGAUCUCGCAAAGGCACCAGGGAAAAUCCAUCAGCAUAAGACAGGGAUGUUUUCAAAACUGUGUGAAAGCAAAUCCAGCAUGAGGGGGUGUCCCUCUGAAGAUGCAAUACUUGGCCGGGCUGUCUCUGUCUGAGACACUCUUGGCCAUAACACACACUUGGGCUGAUGUCUAAGUGAGAGCACUUAACUCUACAUUUCAGAGCUCAAGGAGGCACUUACAUAACUCCUCUAAGGAACUGGGUGCUUGGGUGCUGAUCUGAGAACCUCAACAGAGAACUGGGCUCCAUGUUUGGAAACUGGGGCCACACAGUGUCGAAUCCUCAUGUGCCGAGUUCUUUGGAUAAACACCUUCUCCCAUGCCAGGGAGAGUUAGGACCUUACAAUUCCUGUGCCUCACAGGCUGUCUUGCAAUGUGUUCUCUCUGACACUGGAAAGCAAGGGAUGGACUUUAAAGCCCUGUCCCCAGCACUGGAAUCCUUGUUGCACUAGCAUGAAGCCUUGGAGUUGAUAAACAGUCUUGGAUCGUAUAUAUGGAAUUCUUCUCUAGACUCCAGUCUAGAACCAGAUCCCUAAGGAGUGGAGGGGAAUGGACAGUGAGGAACCAUGAGUCUCCGAUCACCCUCCGUGAGGAAGGUCAGCGGGACAGAGAACACCACCCUCAAGAAACAAACCUUGAGGAACUGGAAGCGGGGGAGACAGUAAAUGGCAACGAAACAGCAGUGAAAGUGACCAGGACUGAACUUUAAGAAGAAUGUUUGGCAGCGUGAGCGGAGAAGUGACUGUGUCCAAUCCGGAGCAAGCCUCAUUCCCCUGGAGGGGCAGGACACAGGCAGCCUGGGUAGAAUUCAAAGAAAGAGGAGGCAAUAGCAACUGAGCUGAACAGAAUUUAAAGCACAAGCGUUUGUACAGCGCAUGUGCGUGGGAGGGGGGUUGUUACUCGGAUUUCUACAGGAAGAGUCCUUGAACAAUCCUAAAAAUACCCUUUGAUCACACCUUGAAAAUAAUUUUCCCCUCACGCCAUAAAAAAAAACAAAGGCCCAGGCUUUCAAAAUGCAUUGAAGCUUUUCAUGGCUGGGGGAAUUGGAGCAGGACAUGUUAUGAGGAACUGAGUCACCCCCCAAAAAAUUGGGCAGGCAGGAGAUUUAUCUAUUUGUUGGCUUAUUUAAAUUAUAGUCCUUUUCUGCCUAUUUCCUAGUUUUUAGCCUGGAUCAUCUGACAUGUUUAUGAAGGAGUUCCCCCCUUUAUCCCACACUCUUCUAGAUCUCACUGAGGAAUGGCAGAUCUUGCAUUCACUGCUGAAAAGUCAUAUAGUUCUUGUUCCCUGGGUUGUAUUUUUUUUAACCGAGGUCUUUAAUCAGCAAAAUAAUCAGAAGCACAGUAAAUGAGGGGAGUAAAUUAUAAGGGAAAGAAAGAUGCUUUAUGUGAGAGGGACAGGCGGCAUUAAGAGUGUGUCAAGUUUCCCCACUCUUCCAGCAGUUGCAGCCUGGGCCAAAUGUGUGCAAAUGAUUGCCCCAGUCAGAACAUGUCCCCCAUACAAUUCUGGGAAGCUCCUGAGAAAAGGACCACUAAAAAAUAUCUAAGGAGUAGAGAUGGGCCUUGUCCCACUCUCAUGGAAGUCAGUAGCAAAACUCCCACUGCUCACUUUGAUGGGAGAAAGUGUAAAAGGGAAAGCGGAAGAGUAAUGAAACAUAUCUGAACAGAAGGCACAAGAGAUAAUGCAAAUAGAGAAACUGAGAGAGGCCUCAAUUUAAAUUUGGAGGGUCUCAGGUCAGCGUCCACAUCACCAACAGACCACCAUUUUGGCCAUCUCGGUUUGGAGGUUAAAAAGUGAAUAGGCCAUGGAGACUGAACUCCCCACUUGCUCCUAGAAAGAGUCCUUCCAGGGUAGGGGUGUGGCACAUGGGCGGGGCGGGGGCGGGUCGUGAGGGAAGCCUUUCUCUGCCAUUGCCCAUGCUGUACCUAUCCUGGAUUCAGAGGUGAUCAGUAUCUAGGGUUAUCCGUUGUCUGAGCUCUGCGGUCCCUCCCUCAUCUGAGUGGGUGGGCCUUUCAUUCUGGUGGGCCCAACCCACCAAUCCCAGUCAUCACAUAGUCUAGCUCCUUUUACCAGCACUAGACUGACACCAGCAUUAAAAAGAAAAAGUGACCUUUUUGCCUCCUUUGUUUCUGGUAUAAAUGAAUGAGCAAGAGAAAGGAAAUAAAGGGGCUGAUUUAAGAUCUUUCAUUUUCCCAUGGAGCCAGGAUGCCCCUCCACUAGUAGGGCAGGGUCAUUGCCAAGAGGAAGUGACAUUGUUCAGUAAAACCCAUUAACUAAGGAGAAUUGUAAAAUCUGGUUCAAGCCUUGCUUAGGGCCCUAAGUAAAACAAUGGAGUUGUUUUGAGUGUAGUACCUAGUGAAUGUUUCUAUCUAGGUUCUUACAUGGCCCUCAUCACCAUAGUAACUGAGCAUCUCCCAGGCACUGGUGGAUUUUUUUAUUCUCACAGAAACCCUGCAAGAAAGCAAAGUAUUAUUUUCCCCAUUUUACAUAUGGGGAACAGGUACAGAGAGACAGAAGCCAACUCUACACGAUAGACUUCUUGCUGGCCUAGCUGUGUUGGUCAGGGGUGUGACAAGGUGUGAUCUCUGACUGACAGAGCUGUGCUGGCCAAAGCCUGUAGGGAGAUGCAGUUACACCAGCAAAACUGUGCCAGUGUAACGCUGUAGGGUAGAUGCAGCCUACAGCAAAGGAAGGGGUUUUUCUGUUGCUGUAGGAACACCACCUCCCUGAGUGAUGGAGCUAGGUUGAUGGAAGCAUUCUUCAUAGAAUCAUAAAUUCUUGGAAAUAUAGGGCUAAAAGCGACCUCAGGAGGUCAUCAAGCCCAACCCUCUGUACUGAUGCAGCACCAAGUAAACUUCAAGUAAAUUCUUCCAUUGACCUAGCUGCGUCUACACUGAGGGUUAGGUUGGCAUAUCUAUGACAUUCAGGGUUGUGGAUUUUUCAGACCCGAGUUACAUAGCUAUGUUGGUUUAAAUAUUAAGUGUAGACUGGGUCUUCAAUGGCAAAAAAAAUAAUCCUUUUGCUGGAAUAGCUUAUAUCAGUCUCCCAAGCACAAUAAGCUACACCAGCAGAAGGACUUUUGCCAGCACAGCUAUGUUGGCAGAAAUCACACCCGUAACCAACAUGGCUAGGCCUCAGUGGUAGAGCCAGUAAUUGCAUCAGGCUACAGUCCAAUCUGGGGGUCUGUAAUCACAAGACCUUUCUAUCAGUCUGCACAACUGGUUGUUUCUUCCUAGAAGAGACUAAGGGUAGCAGAGAGUGCUAGUAGGAACUCACAUUCGUUUGCAGAGCUAUGAGAAGGUCAAAGACUGGAAGAGCAAGAGGUGCCACAUGUUAGGAUGGCAGCUUUUCAGGAAGAUCCCAGGAGUGGGACAGCAGUGAGUGCUGUAUGUCAGGUUUGAGAUGCCUAGUUGGAGUUGGGAAGGGUAGAUACAGGACUGGAACAACAGGGGAAACUAUGGGUCUGGCUUGCUGUACUAACGAUGUGGGGAAAGCGUCACAGCCCCUGGAUUUAAGCAGCAUAUUCGUGUCUGAUGUUCAUAUUCUCUGCAAUGCAUUGGAAUCACUAAACAAGGAAUAUUAUUAACCUUUCCAGUUGUAACAGCAGAAAAUAAUGUUAACAAGAGAGAAAGAAUGGCCAGGAAGUCAUCCGCAAUGGUGGUUUGUUUAUAGUGAAUGGUACUGGGGCAAUAUUAAACGUGCCGUGAAACAGUUAAUAUAGAACUGUGGUCUUGCUUACAGUGCAAGCAGCUGCCUCCUUCCAAGAAAAGACAGUGACUUUAUAAUAGAGAAUAUACUGUGGAGGGAGCCUCUGUUCUAAGUCAGAAGGUUUCCAAGGGCCUUCUCUUGAGUACAGUCUUCAUCUGAUGCUAGACCCAUGAGGGAGGAAAGAUAGUAUACAGUUUCCUUCCUCCAGGGCUGUGGAGGCUGCCGGUGUGAUGGGGGUCAGGGAUAAAAUGGAGGGGAAGAUAAUUACAUUGUCUAAAUUCCUCAGAUCAUGGCUUCUCCACGCCAGCCUGCUCUUAAGGUGACAUAGACCUUAAGGCUGGCAACAUUGAAAACUAAAGUGACCCAUAAAAGAGCCACUCAGAGACGCAACCGGGGUUGGGGUUGCUUACCUCUAAGAGGCCAUUACUGAUGAGUUGCCUGUCUGUCUGUCUUCACUCAAAGAGGGGGCAAUACAAUUAAGGAAGUGGAUGAGUGGGAGAUGGACAUGUAAGGACAAUCAGCUCUGAAUCACAAGGUAGAACAGGAGGGACCAGGAAAGGAUUCAUAAAGUUGAAAACCUGGUGGUUCUCCAUCUGAAAUCUUUCUCCCUUCAGUUUUUCUUCACACGGCAUUUUGUAUACGUUUUGGUUUACUCCACUGACUAUUCUAGAAGGGAGGCCCAUCUCAGGCCCUACAGGACUGGCAUAGAAAUGUUAAGGCAGUAAAUCCCAAACUGUGGACCACAGAGCACUUGGUCUGUGGUGAGCUGGCUUCUUUCAUGGUUCUAAUCUCCUCAGUGUUUCCACCUGCUAAAUCAGAUUAAAAUAAAUUAAAAAUAC
This is a messenger RNA of Dermochelys coriacea (leatherback sea turtle), 6240 nucleotides long. RefSeq names its product galactosylgalactosylxylosylprotein 3-beta-glucuronosyltransferase 1-like. Gene Ontology annotation, cellular component: Golgi membrane. Gene Ontology annotation, molecular function: galactosylgalactosylxylosylprotein 3-beta-glucuronosyltransferase activity. The record is from RefSeq and is a predicted model, not a curated record. Bases 171 to 1202 code for a protein of 343 amino acids. NCBI's taxonomy places the organism in Eukaryota, Metazoa, Chordata, Testudines, Dermochelyidae. The transcript is spliced from 6 exons. Gene Ontology annotation, biological process: carbohydrate metabolic process; chondroitin sulfate proteoglycan biosynthetic process.